Molecule: messenger RNA, 657 nt
Organism: Lathyrus sativus (Indian pea)
Lineage: Eukaryota; Viridiplantae; Streptophyta; Magnoliopsida; Fabales; Fabaceae
Source: the annotation of a GenBank genome assembly
AUGGGUCGAGGAGGUGCUACAACCGCUGCAGCGGCGGUUGAACCGGUUUUUUUCAAAGAACCGAGAUACAGAGGGGUUAGAAAAAGACCGUGGGGCCGGUUCGCGGCUGAGAUCAGAGAUCCUUUGAAGAAAGCAAGGGUUUGGCUUGGAACUUUUGAUACGGCUGAAGAGGCGGCGCGUGCAUACGACACCGCCGCUAGAAAUCUCCGGGGACCGAAAGCCAAGACAAAUUUUCCUCUCGCACAGCCGUUCUAUCAAAAUCCUGAAACCGGAAAUCCGUUCGGCGAGCUUAGAUUCUACGCCGGCGGUGCCGGAGAUGGUUUUCAGGAUCAUCGGAGACCUACAUCAAGUGGUAUGAGCAGCACGGUUGAAUCCUUCAGCGGUCCACGUCCGGUCAGACCACCGAUUCCGCCGUCUGUCGUCACCGGGAGACGUUACCCAAGGACACCACCGGUUGCUCCUGAAGACUGCCGUAGCGACUGCGAUUCUUCAUCAUCGGUUGUCGACGAUGCCGACAACGACAACGCGGCUUCAUCCACGAUGCUUUCGUUUAAACGCAACCCGCUGCCGUUUGAUCUGAACGCGCCGCCGUUAGAGGAAGCUGACGUGGCGAACGGACUUGGUGAGGAUCUGCACUGCACCCUUCUCUGCCUCUAA